CGGCCAGGCAGGCUCAGCCAAGUUCUGGACUCUGGUCCAGCAGGCUGGCAAGUUGUUGAGCAGGGAUUCUGUAGCAAAAUGAAUCAGCUUUGAAGAGGCCAGAGUGCGCAGGGCUUGCUAUCUGAAAGUUUAGCAAGCUCUACUGAAGAAGGAAUUCCAAUCGCAGAGAUGCUGCGCAUCUGUGGCGCUGCCAGGUGCAGGCCGCAGCAGGCGCAAGCUGCCUUCUGUAGCUGCGUCCUGCCACUUCUAAUUGAACCAGCACAGCGUGUAAAGCAAGAAAAGUUGGGGUUAUGGCGGAACUCUGGAAAUGUUUCCAAAAAUGAGUUGAAUGUGGGUGCUGCAAGUCAUAAAAUGCCAGCUGGUGACAGAUGGUUGGCACAGGGAGUGAGGGGUUAUGCAGCUUCUGCCACUACAGUGGAAGAACCAGACUCAGCGGAAGAGUUCUAUGCGCGCGCAUCCGAGCUCCUUCGACAGGUGGAGGAUGCUGCAGAGACGACGGGGCAGCGGGCAGAGGAAAAUGACGAGCUGAGGGGGAAGCUUGAGGAAGCGGCCGAGUGCCUCGAGAUCAGCCUGGGCGAGGGGCGCAGCGACCCACGGGCUCUGUUUGCGCUCUCGCAACUGCACGAAAAGUACGACCUGCCAGGCUUCUCUGCUGACAGGGCUCUCAGCCUUCUCUACCAUGCUGCCAAGGCUGGUUCUGCGGAGGCGCAAUACGAGCUGGCGUCUAGACUUCGAUUACAAGACGAGGAGGGAGACCCGGGCGGAGGGCGCUCUCAACUAUUGCUGACGGAGGCAGCGGCUCAGGGUCAUACAGACGCGAUGUUUCUCCUCGGGGCGGCAGAACUUCGUGCGCAAGCGGAGGGCGGUCAUGGAGCGGCAUCCGCCAAGCAGUGGUUCAAGCGAGCGGCGGAUCUGGGUCACGUGCCUGCCGCUAGCAUCUACGGAGUGCUUCUUUUGAAAGAUUCUCCCGAGCCCGCCUCCAGACAAGAAGCAAAGAGGUAUUUGGAUUUUGCCGCUGGGCGAGGUGAAGCUCUGGCUGCCGAUUGGCUGACCAGCAUCAAAACGUCAUGAUGCGAAAGAUACAACGGGCGCGUAUGGGCGAGCCCGAGGUCCUUAGUAAUUGAAAAUACUCUCGACAUGAAGUCCCAGUGCAAAUUAUGACUCCAUUCCAAGCAAGGACAUCUGCAAAGCCGGGGCCUUUUAAAGAGCAUGCAGAAUGGAGCCGACAACUUAACACGCAUGUUUCACUGCAACUACCGAUUUACAGAUGCAAAAGGAGUCAGCCCGGUCAAGGCGGCAAGCCCGAC
Messenger RNA from Klebsormidium nitens, 1307 nucleotides. The record is from the annotation of a GenBank genome assembly. NCBI's taxonomy places the organism in Eukaryota, Viridiplantae, Streptophyta, Klebsormidiophyceae, Klebsormidiales, Klebsormidiaceae.